This is a messenger RNA of Cucurbitaria berberidis CBS 394.84, 2167 nucleotides long. RefSeq lists its product as uncharacterized. NCBI's taxonomy places the organism in Eukaryota, Fungi, Ascomycota, Dothideomycetes, Pleosporales, Cucurbitariaceae. The record is from RefSeq and is a predicted model, not a curated record. The transcript has 3 exons. Bases 444 to 2138 code for a protein of 564 amino acids.
GGACUGCGGUGCAAGGCCGUAACGGCCUUUUCUCAUUCAUUAUCUCUGGCGUUAUCCCGUUGAUUCCCUGUUUUGUUGGUAAUGGGUGGCGAAUAUGGCCAUUGCUUGCGAUCUGGACCACUGGGUGUGGCGUUCGGCUGUACCAUGCAGAUCGCCAGGUCGUGACAGAUUGCUUCAUAUUCGGAACUGUCGCUUCAUGGCUGGCGAGAGAAGAUAUAUUUGAGUUUACAAUCAAGAGAUGGAAUGAGUUAGGUGUGGCUGCGAGCCCGUCGACGCUGUUUCUCGCUUCUAGCGUCACGGUCGUGCUUGCCUUGGCUACCCUUCCGUGGCGCGCAAUUGGCAACACCAAGAAUACACCAGAAGAGCUGUCUCCGAAUGCUCGCAAGUGGGUGUUGGAUUUUCCGAAGCCAAGGAUUUUUCCAUGCCAAACAACGCAUGCCCGCAUGUUCCCAAAGAGACACGCCUUCAAAUAUUCGUACCUCCAAUGUGGCUUCCCUAUCGUUCCAACUUCGACUACAGCGGACGGAACUGAUGUUUCUGAUGGGAGAGACCAAGAACUGGGUAGCUGGUGGUUACGAGUUAGAGCUAAUGACUACUUGGAGCGAGGCAAUGGAGCGCUCGGUUUUUAUGGAAAGUUGAAGUUGUACUUGAGAGAGCAGCAGGUCAAGGAUUCAGACUGGUCGUAUGCCUACCUCAUCACUGCACCACGCUUUCUCGGCUAUUCCUUCAAUCCGGUCUCCUUCUGGUACAUCUACGAUCGCGAAAGCCAGCUUACGAAGAUGGUCCUCGAGGUGAACAACACGUUCGGCGAACGACGAAUGUAUUUAUUGGAUGGAUCUAGUCCACCUAGCCCGCCCCGAACAUCUGGAUCCCAGAGUUUCCCUGUGUCGGAACAAUCUGAAUCGGAGCUACCGGACGUGGUGAAGGCGCGCUUCACCGAUGUUUGGACGAAAGACUUCCACGUCUCUCCAUUUAACUCUAGGAAGGGGUCAUAUGCUCUGAAAGCGCUGGACCCGUUUCCUUACGUUUCCUACGAUGCCCCGAUCAUUGAUAACACAGUUACUUUAAAAUCUUCCAAGGACCACGCAAAGCUUGUUGCCCGCUUAUACUCUACCGGCCAAGCUUUGGAUCCAAGUCAACUGGGCUUUCUUGGAACUGUUCGACUUGUCUCAAGCUGGUGGUGGGUUGGCUUCGUAACUUUCCCACGUAUCUUGAGGGAAGCUACGAAGCUCUUCUUCAGUAGGAAGUUGCAUGUGUGGCUCCGUCCUGAGGUAUUGACUUCGAGUGUCGGUCGCUUUCCUACCGCGUCAGAAAUCACGUUACAUGGGGUCUUCAAAGAUUACCUAAUCCAUCUUGUGCACGGAAUUGAAGACCCAUUCUGCAUCACGAUGAAAGGCGCGAUUCCCGACAUCCCAACAGAGACGGUCAUGACGAGACUUGAAGGCGGCCACGAUCGAGCCAUGACGAAUAUCGAGAUUCGUGUAUUGACACCUGCUUUCUACUCGCGCCUUGUUCAUUACUCUUUCACUUCCGAAGCCUUCGAUCGCGAGUGUGUCUUCACCGACGAGCGUAACCGGACUCUGUGGGUGUGCCGACCACAAUUGCUAGCAGCGCUCCUUUUAGAAAAGACGACUUUACAAAGACAGGGCAAAGGCUUGCCCGUGGUGAACAGGAGUUACCUCGAUGAGCUUAGAUGGGCAGUCAUGAGGAAGCUAAGAUGUCCUCCCGCCGACCCUGUAUACUCAGUGACCCCAAGAAACUCGGCAUUCAACGUUGACGACAUCCGCUCUCGACCGUACUCUGAACUGGAUAACUUUGUGCGGUCUUCCAAGGGUCGCUUGUACGCGGGCGAGUAUAGAAGAGUAGUCACAAAGCUCUUUCUGGCGCAGCGCUUCUGCCUAGGAUUCCCAGAAGUUGCCACAUUGGUGGACUUGUUCUUAAGAGUGUUGCUGUGCUACCUCGCUGUUCUGCAGCUCAGAAUCUGGGGUGGAGGAAAUGAAAGUACGGGACAAUUGGAGGUCCUGGAGAAAGCGAUGAACCGGGAGAGUUGGUUGGCCUACUUUGGUUGGCCAGCCUCAUGGAGCGCUGUCGUGUUGUUUGCAUGCCAUGCGUACGGAUUAUCGAAAGGCUACAAGUAGACCCCUAAUCAAAAUAUGAUACACUGUAG